CUGAAUUGUAACCGUUCAAAGUGCAUUGAGCCCUUUGUUAACAUUUCAAACAGAUCGAAUACGCCAUACACAUACGUCAACCUACAAAUAUGUCCUCCCUCAACCUCAUUCCAAAGACCUUCACGUCCACGGUCCGUCUCGCCCUGAUCCAACUUGCGACCACAGCGGACAAAUCAACCAACCUCGCCCGCGCCCGCAAACACGUCCUUGAAGCCGCCUCGAACGGUGCGCGGAUCGUGGUGUUACCCGAGUGUUUCAACUCACCAUAUGGGACUCAGCAUUUCCCGAAAUAUGCGGAAGCACACGAAGAGGGCGCGGACUCCUAUAAAGCUCUGAGCGAGAUGGCAAAGGAAGGUGGUGUUUAUUUGGUGGGUGGGUCUAUUCCGGAGAAGGAGGGCGACAAACUCUUCAACACCUCUUAUUCAUUCUCCCCCUCCGGCACACUCCUCGCCAAACACCGCAAACUCCACCUCUUCGACAUCGAUGUCCCCGGUAAAAUCCGAUUCCAAGAGUCAGAGGUCUUGACAGGCGGUGAUAAAUUCACCUCCUUCACAACCGAGUUCGGAACGAUUGGGGUGGGGAUUUGCUAUGAUAUCAGGUUUCCGGAGAUGGCGAUGCAUGCUGCGAGGAAUGGAGCGUUUCUGAUGGUUUACCCGGGCGCUUUUAAUUUGACGACGGGACCGUUGCAUUGGGAGUUGUUGGUGAGGGCGAGGGCGGUGGAUAAUCAGAUUUAUACGGCUGUUUGUUCGCCGGCGCGGGAUACGUCUGACGCGAAUGCCUAUCAUGCGUGGGGGUAUUCGACGAUUGUCGAUCCUAAUGGCGAGAUUUUGGCAAAGGCUGGGUUGGGGGAUGAGGAGGGAAGGAAGGGGUGUGAGGAGUGUAUCGUUUAUGCGGAUGUGGUCCCGGAGCGGAUGCAGGAGGUUAGGAUGGGCAUUCCGGUUACGCAGCAGAGGAGGUCAAGAGUGAGGCUAUCUGAAUUUGAGCUGGACCGGGGAGUGUAGGUCUGUAGACGGUAGUCUGGUGCGUCAUCGUCCUCAUACUCUUCCUAAAUCUCGAUCACAAAAGACUCAGAUGCCCGAGUACGUAGAGAGUAUUCUGGCUGAAGUCUCCGCACUCCGGUUCUUGUAACUGGACCUAUGGUGACACGACUCCCUCGGGAUUGCCAAGCUUUGACUCG
Molecule: messenger RNA, 1177 nt
Organism: Saitoella complicata NRRL Y-17804
Lineage: Eukaryota; Fungi; Ascomycota; Saitoellomycetes; Saitoellales; Saitoellaceae
Product: amidohydrolase
Exons: 2
Coding region: 90-1001 (303 amino acids)
Biological process (GO): oxaloacetate metabolic process; L-glutamine metabolic process
Cellular component (GO): mitochondrion
Molecular function (GO): omega-amidase activity
Source: RefSeq, a predicted model, not a curated record